Aureobasidium uvarum is the source of this 1467-nucleotide messenger RNA. The record is from the annotation of a GenBank genome assembly. Lineage: Eukaryota; Fungi; Ascomycota; Dothideomycetes; Dothideales; Saccotheciaceae.
AUGCGCACCUCAAUCGCCUUGAACAGCAUGGCCCUUGCGAUCUCGGUCGCGGCCUUACCCCUGGAUAACUCUUCCAACAUGUCGAAGAUAUAUGUGCCCUCCGGCAUGUACUUGUCAGACAACGGAGCUAUCUUGCCAAUCCUUGCUCGCCGUCAGGACAUCGACUUCGAUCUCGUGGACCAGGCACCCGAACCGACCGUGGCAAUUGACGACUCGAGCAACUACAACCAACAAGCUGCGAUUGAUGCCGUCGUCAGCGAGGUCGAAGCCAAUCCCCUUCCGCAGAGACGCGACCUUCAUCGCCGUGAUAUCGUGAUCGAGACCAGCUCCGGCUACACACACAACAUACAAAUUAAGGAUGCCGCCAUGAGUGUGCCAAAGAAUUGCCANGGGCUCGGGACGACGUCUACCAAGGCCAGUAUUGCGCUNAUGUACACACAAGCCUGGGAUGCAAGCUACGCCAAGAACGACGGACAAUGGCGAGGAAAAGUGCACUACACAAUGGGCUUAAGCUACAUUGCUUCCAACGCAACCCAAUCAGGCGAUGUCAGCUGCCCUUCCGAUGUGCCCUACCUCAGUCAAAACGGGGCAGCUUUCUGUACCGCUUUCAUCGACUACAUNCCCCCUACAUCGACCGUGUCGACUGUCACUGUCGCUCCCGCCGUUUCUGUUUUAACUUCCACUCAGAGCAGCGUCAUAGUCAACACCCUCUACAGUACUCAACUUACCACUGACGUACAAAUCGCAACUGUUACCCGCAACUACAAGAGAGAUGUGCAGACACCUGCAUCGCUGUCGACUUGGUCUCCUUCCCGUAUCUCUGCUGCCUGUUCAUCGGUUGCGACCGGCACUGAGACAGUCACUGCUACCGAGACAGCUGCCACUCCUCUUAGCACGACUUUCACCACUCAGAGUAUAACACAAACUCAGACUGUCCCCACCACUGUUGUGAUCAAAGCUACUACGACAAAGUCUGUAGAUCCUGUCGCAACUCCCAUCAAGGGGCUCAACCUCAUUCAAAAUCCUUCCUUCGAGAACGGUCAGAAUGGUUGGUCGGUCCAAUACCCUAACGGAUUCAGCUGGACCUCGAACGCAUAUGUAUUUUCUUAUGCUGGCGCAGCUCAAUCCGGAAGCGGUUACGCUAUCACACACGUUAGCAACGGUGCUAUGGACUGGGUUCAGACCUUGACCGGUCUGUCAACCACUGCAGCGUACCAUCUGACUUUCUACACAUGGACUGGGCUCAACGGCAACCCAUGUACACUGCAGAUUAUCUUAGGGUCUGAUGUGCUGCUCAACGUGGCCCCCACGGACAGCCGGGGAGGCGGCUCAGCCGGUUAUGACAGACGUGAUCUGGAUGUCCAGCCUACAGCUUACAGAGAGGAUCUCCGCAUUCGCUUGACCUGCACGAACCCCAGUACCACUGCAAAUUUGUUCAUGGACAGCUUCUCGUUCUAUGCGGUCUAG